Rotaria sp. Silwood1 is the source of this 396-nucleotide messenger RNA. NCBI's taxonomy places the organism in Eukaryota, Metazoa, Rotifera, Eurotatoria, Philodinida, Philodinidae. The record is from the annotation of a GenBank genome assembly.
AUGUUACCAAAUUUAACGGAAUUUUCUUUAACUAGUGAUUCACUUACAAAUCAUUAUGACGACCAAAUUCAACCACUUCUUCGUCGCAUGCCAAAUUUGAAAGAUCUUACUUUACGUCUUUUUAUGAAACGAGAGAGAUUCAGUGAUGGUAUUCAUCUUGAUAAACAAGUUCUUAUUCAUAUGCCAAAACUAAGCUCAUUUAAAUUUCAUAUUUGUGCAACAAUUUCCACUUCUAAUACAAACCAAUUGUUAUCAGAUACUGAUAUUCAAAUGACAUUUAUUGAUUGGAAAUAUUCUUCAGUUAAUUGUUGUGUAUAUUAUUUAUCAAAUCAACUUGGUGUUGCUCAUAUUUAUACUACAAUAGUCAAAAAUGACACGUAUUACGUGUGUUGCUAA